Syngnathoides biaculeatus (alligator pipefish) is the source of this 2045-nucleotide messenger RNA. RefSeq names its product Galectin-related protein A-like. Bases 111 to 590 code for a protein of 159 amino acids. Lineage: Eukaryota; Metazoa; Chordata; Actinopteri; Syngnathiformes; Syngnathidae. The transcript is spliced from 4 exons. The record is from RefSeq and is a predicted model, not a curated record. Gene Ontology annotation, molecular function: carbohydrate binding.
CUCGCAAAUGGUGGAGGCUGUCGCUAUGGCAACAGGCGGGCUAAGCCGUCCUCCUCACUUGGCAUCCAGUUUGGAGACCUCCACAGUACUGCGUCACGCCCCAGACUGGAAUGGAGGACAAGGACAAGAAAGGAAAUGAGGAGUACAUCGGAGAGAUAAAGGGCGGUCUGCGGCCUUCCAUGAAGCUGGUCGUGAUGGGGAUCGUUGACAAGAAACCCAAAAGCAUCGAGGUCGUGGUGUCCAGCGCGCCUCAGCAGAAGGACGCCGCCGAGGAGGAGGAGGAGCAACAGGACCAGGAGGCGGAGUCACAAGGCGACGUGGGUCUCCAGCUAAAGGUCAGCUUCACGGAAAAGGCCGUCCAACGCAACGCCCGCCUGGCGGGGAAGUGGGGUCCCGCCGAAAACACGCUCUCCUUCUUCCCCUUUGCGCCCGGGGAGCCUUUUAAGAUGGAGAUCGUAUGCGAGCACCAGCAGUUCCGCAUCCUGGUGGACGGUCAGCCCCUGUGCGGCUUCACCCACCGCCUCCCGCAGCUCGCCAGCUUGACGGCGUUACGGGUUUUCGGGGACGUGCGACUCACCAAGGUGGCUUAACGCCACCGCGAUGACGGCGGACGUCCGGAGACGGUGUAUAGCGGGUUAAAAAUAGAUGAUAAAAGAUGUGCUUUGUCAAAAACAGUGUCACACUUUGGACGAGACAAAGUGCCUUCGCUAACACGCUAACUGAAUGUAGCUAGCAGUUGUCAGUGUCUUAAAAACAAAACAAAAAAAAAAUAAGAUUGUGACUUGAAGCCAAUUUUGGUCCAAAUUGCAAUAUUUUUUUCCUCUGAGGAUUUUGGAGCUCGCGCGAAAGAAGCGAGACCCGUCCUGUGGCGUUUUUAUUUAGUAGUAGCUAGUGAAUUUCUUUCAAGUCGUAGGGCUUAAUCGUGAUCGCGAAAACUUGCAAUUAGUGCCGAUAAAGUACUUAUUUUAACGUGAAUGUUGAACGUUUUUCGUGAAAAUAGAAAAUGGCUUUUUCCACAUAAAUCAUCAAUACAAAGUGUCGUUAACCCCCCCCUUCCCCCCCAAUUAGCCAUUAGUCCAUUAGCGCAGUGGUUCUCAUAGGGCUAAGGUUCUAUUCCUAAAGACUCGAACUGUACAGUGGUGCCUAAUGACAGAAUGAAACGUAAUAAAAAAUAAACCCUUUUUGUCCCAAUUCCAUGGAGAUUGUUCUGCUCAUUCUCGUGUGUGCACUUUGGCCACCCGGGGGCAGUAUAACGGUCACCUCACGCCAAUUUCACACUUGCCUGCCCGGAUGCGGCAGCCCAUCAUUUCAAAGUGCAGUGCAACCUCGGUUCUCGAACGCAAUCCGUUCCAGAAGGGGUUUUUUUCGAGAACCGAUUUGUUCGAAAACCGAUAUUUCCCACGUCUGCGUACAGAGGCCGCGUUAUACGCAAUAACAACGCGCGUCGGGGGGGGGGGGUCAGCUGGUCGGCCCACGUGCGAUAUGUCAUUUUCGUUCGAAAACAGAAGCAAAAAAAAAUCUCGCAUUUUUCUUUCGAAAACCGAUUUGUUUGAGAACGGAGACGUUUGAGAACCGAGUAUUCACCGUACGAGUACGUGACUUUGAGAACUGUCACAUUGUCUGUCUAUAUGCGUCGUGCUGCUGCACCGUUUGUGGUAAAACACCUGUUGCAGGUUAGAACGCAGUCUUCGUCACACACUAAGAAAGCGGAACUGGAUUGGCUGGCUGUUCGGUUCUGACCUGAAGUGACCCUGCCUGGUGGCACAGACGGUGAAUUUCAGACGGCGAAUUGCAGCAACUAUUGAAAAUAUGAUCACAUUACAUUUCAAAUUCAAAUCCUGGUGGCACUUAUUUACUUCCAUAAGGCUGGUACUGUAAAGCUGCAAUGGUACAGUCCUGUUAAACACUCUGUUAUUGUACUAUUGUGUAUUCUUUUGAACUUAAGCCUUAAAAAGGUCACGCCCAUUUCCUUUCAAUGCUUAUCAACAGUAACAAACGUGAAUUUACUUCCCUUGAAUAAAAUCACCUUGCUUGAUAUUUGCUCU